UCCUGCUUGACUACCACGACUUCCUCACAUUCUCGCAUUCUACAGUCCUCGCUCCUCCUCUCAUUCACAUCUCUCAAGUCCCAUAUGCAAUAAUGGCACCCAUCCGUCGAGUAGCCGUCAUCCAAUGGAACAUCCAGGACCUCGCCAUCGAAGAAAACCACCGCAAAGCAUGCACCUACAUCCGUGAAGCGGCAUCACAAGGCGCCGAGCUGGCCGUCCUCCCCGAAUACCACCUAAACGGCUGGGCACCCUCGGACCCCCUCUGGCUGUCCCACGCCGCCGACACAGCGCAAUACCUAGCGGCCUACCAAACCCUCGCCCGCGAUCUGCACAUCUGCAUCGUCCCGGGCACGAUCGUCGAACGCCACGAAGCACCCCCGCCCUCCGCGGCUACGACCUCCACCACGGGGGAGAAUGGGAAAAAGGACGCGCUGCUCUACAACACAGCGUACUUCAUUUCCCACGAUGGGAGCAUCCUCGGCCACUAUCGGAAGAAGAACAUCUGGCACCCCGAGCGCGAGUAUGUGACGUCAUCGGGCGAGGAGCCGCACGAGGUGUUCGACACGCCGCUGGGGAAGGUCGGACUGCUGAUCUGUUGGGAUCUGGCAUUUCCGGAGGCGUUCCGCGAGUUGAUUUCGCGUGGUGCGGAAAUUGUCGUUUUGCCGACUUUUUGGAGCCGCUAUGACGCCUCGCCCGCCAUGCUCAAGCAUAACCCGGACUCCGAGAAACUGUUCCUCGAGACGACGCUCACGGCACGGUGCUUCGAGAAUACCUGCGGGAUCAUCUUUGCCAAUGUGGCGCGCGGACAGGAUCCGGAGGAUAAGUUCAUGGGUCUGUCGCGGGUGAUCUUGCCGGUAGUGGGCCCGGUGGGGAAGAUGGGCGAUGAGGAGGGGGUGUUGGUGGUGGACAUGGAUAUGGGGUUGGUGCGCAUCGCGGAGGAGAACUACAAGGUCCGGGCGGAUAUGGAGAGGGAGGGGUGGCAUUAUACGUAUCGUCAUACCUCGGUUGCGGGAAGGACGUGAUAGUUGGUUUGGCCCUUGUCGUUAGUCGUUCAGAUCCGAAUCUGUGUUAGG
Molecule: messenger RNA, 1073 nt
Organism: Aspergillus homomorphus CBS 101889
Lineage: Eukaryota; Fungi; Ascomycota; Eurotiomycetes; Eurotiales; Aspergillaceae
Product: carbon-nitrogen hydrolase family protein
Exons: 4
Coding region: 93-1022 (309 amino acids)
Molecular function (GO): hydrolase activity, acting on carbon-nitrogen (but not peptide) bonds, in linear amides
Source: RefSeq, a predicted model, not a curated record